GUAAUGGCGAGCUCCCCAUAUGUUCGGCAUGUGAGCGGUCAGGAUCCACUUGAUGCCCUCCACACCACAGAGCACUCGCAACUGGUGCAGCAUGCUAGCAGACUAGAAAGACAAGUUGCCGACUUACAGGAUCGCCUCCAGUCCCAGCAGAGGAAUGAAAGCUGCACUCAUGAAGUCGCCCCGCAUUCUAUCUCGCCGAUAGACUACCAUGGCGAGCUAUCGACGGAUGUCGUGCUCUUGAGUAUGAACGCCGCUGCAGAGCCGUCAUUUGUCGGUGCAACAUCGGGCUUCUCGCUUUCUAGGCUCGUGGAGGGAAUUUUGUCACAGUCUAUGUUAACAGAAAGAGCUAGAGGUAACGACACCACUGUGUCUGGACAGACACCAAUGCCAGAGCCUUCCGUGGCCACAGAUCAAGAGGAUGUGUUGAUCGCUACAUUUUUCCAACGAGUGCAUCCUCGAUAUCCACUUCUUGAUGAGGUUUCCCUUCAGGAUUUAUUUCGUCAAACCACCCGAGACAAAGACCACAAUGCUCCCAAUCUCUUCUUACUGUAUAUGGUUUAUGCUAUUGCCGCAAGAACCAUUCAGCUGCACCCCGAGAUGCGUCGAUGUACAAGCCCAGAGACAUACUUUACACGUGCCCUUCGCCAUAUCGACUCCGCUCUAGCGAGCCAGAGCCUGCAACGGGUCCAAGCCCUCCUAUUAAUUGCGAUCUACCUUCUCCGAACUCCCAGCAAUGUGUCGAAUCUUGGAAGCUGGCACAUUAUUGGACUUGCCAUCAGACAUGCGGUCGAGAUGGGUCUUCACCGUAAUCUUCGUGAUUCUCGGGCGAGGCAGUUGAAUGCAGACGACCUGAAUCUACGCAACCGUGUCUUUUGGAGCGCGUACAUUUUGGAUCGAGCCGUCUCACUGACCCUUGGCAGACCAUUUGCCCUCGCAGAACAUGAGAUUGACGUUCCGGUACAUGACUCGAGAAAGUACCAAUCGUUCACCCACAUGUGCCAUUUGCGACGGCUGGAAAGUCGCAUACACCGUGAAAUAUUUGGUGCCGACGUGCACGAAGCUUCCGAUGAAAAGAUUGACUAUUUCCGGUAUGAGCUGGACGCCUGGCGAAUUGCUGUCCCAGUCCCGAUAGAUGCCUCCUUUGUUCUCCCUGGUUACUCAGUGUAUGAUACGAGGGAAUUCUUCGAUAUUCAAUAUAGCAAGGCGUUACGUAUGUUACUUCAGCGACGCAUCACUAUGGCAAAGAAAGAAGCAGAAGGAGACACUUCAAAGACAGCAGAGUAUCUAACACUGAGUGCUCGGGCAGCUGGGGAUAUCUGCCAACAUUACAAAGUGCUGCAUCAGCGGAGCCCAUUGGGCUGGAAUCUCCUGGCGCUACAUUCUAUCUUCACGGCCGGUCUGACCCUUUUAUACUCCACCUGGACUAGAAAGGAAAGACCCGACCUCGUCGCGUUGGAAGAUAUCCGAGCCUGUUCGAGUGUUCUGUUUGCUAUUUCAGAGCAAUGGCCGUCGACAAAACGGUUCAGGGAUAUUUUUGAAACUCUAACGCGGGAGAUGAUGGAAAUUUUGAAACGCAGCCAAACCCAGAAUUGGAACGGAUUAUUUCCAGUCGAUGCCAAUCCUUUCGGAGGUGAGGGCUUUUGGUCAAUUUUUGAUGAUUUAGUGGAAGAUGAUUAUAUUCGCGAUCAGUUUAGGCUUGAGGAAAUGAUGGGUUAA
Penicillium vulpinum is the source of this 1716-nucleotide messenger RNA. Its product is annotated as fungal specific transcription factor domain-containing protein. Gene Ontology annotation, molecular function: zinc ion binding; sequence-specific DNA binding; DNA-binding transcription factor activity, RNA polymerase II-specific. Gene Ontology annotation, biological process: positive regulation of transcription by RNA polymerase II; DNA-templated transcription. The record is from RefSeq and is a predicted model, not a curated record. The annotation marks the transcript as partial. The transcript is spliced from 4 exons. NCBI's taxonomy places the organism in Eukaryota, Fungi, Ascomycota, Eurotiomycetes, Eurotiales, Aspergillaceae.